GAGUCAAUUUUUGAGGUGUGAGGUGUCACACCACAGCCAGCAAAGAAAACUCGGAAGCUGUAAGCCGUGAGUGGUAGCAAUUGGAGAGCAAGGGAGGAGCUGUUGGAGGUUGAUAGACAAAGCGUUGCAGUUGGUUACCGAGGUCCUUCCGUAGCAGUAGCAGCAGCAUGUCGAAAGAAGAAGAAGAAUUUGGAGUUGCCUGGUCCAAUGUCGAUGAUAAUGAUUUAUUUGCGAACGACGACGACGAUGAUGCCAAAGGAGAUGUGAUGGAUGAAGCCGAAGAAGCCACACACCCUUCCUCCCAGUUCACAGCUGGGCAGAGCAGUGACGAUGAGGCUAGCAGCGUAGAAGAAGAAGCGCCAGAUACGAAAGCAGAUGGCGCUUUUCCUGAUGAUGAUUGGGACGAUGCAAAUCAAUCUAGGCCUUCCUGGGUUACUGACGAGGGUGACAAGGGGGCUACUAGUAGUGAGAAUGGUACGGGGGAAGAAGGGCAAUCUCAAGAUGGUGGGAAUCAGCCACCGCCUUUUUCUCCUGAGCCAGUCAAUGUUGGUAGUUGUGACGUGCAACGUUUGAGUUCGGGGAGCUCUCGGUUGGCUGGCUAUUCGGGUGAUCUCAAGUUGAGGUUCAGUGAAAACACAACGGACAGCAACAAUGCGAAAGAGGAAGAUGAUGGCUUCCAGGAAUCUCCUUGGCCUGGUGACGAUGUCAAAGACGAAGACGAUGAAGAUGAAGAUGCCAACAGAGAAGCAGAGGGGGGCGAUGCGUUUUCUUCAGAAGUUAGACACACGGCAAAGAAAGAACCGGCAGUCCCAAGUCAGUCUCUUACCAAAGAACUCUCCACAAAUUGGAUGAAAUUUGACGACGAUAAAUGGGACUCUUCCAAGCAUGAUUCCAGGCAUGAAAAGGAAGAGGGCGACACGGGCCCACAGCAAUCACCCAAUAUCCAGGCACCAAAGGGGGUGCUCAAGUCUUCAAUGUCAUCAGGAAAGAAAAAGAAGAAAAACGGGAAACAAUCUUUUUCGCUGGAGGCUGGACUGGCCAAGGUAAAUGAAGCCACCAAAGACACGGCGCCCACGGGACCCCAAGAAGAGCAAAAGGGAGGGGAGCAAGCAAACGAACUUAUUUCCUUUUGGGGUGAAGGAUCAGCAGAGGAGGAAGACGCAGACGAUCCAUUGGCCAUGGCACUCAAGGCAAAGCCACCAGAACAACAUGAACGACAAAGCAGAUACAAUGAUGCAGCUAUUUUCACAUCGCCCAAAACGCAACUGUCGCCAGAGGGUGGCACCAAUCAAACCGAAGGGCCAGGAUGGCUUCAAAAGGGCAUGGCAGCGCUCGACAGGGUUACUUCCAAUUUACCAUUUAACAAACCCAAAGAAGAGGAAGAUAGGAAGGUUGAAGAGGAUAAUGUUGUUGAGGUGGAUGACAUGCCCUUUCCCAAUUACACAAAUACGCAUCCUGCGGCGGCUGCGAAGCCGCAGCCUCAUCCGAUGCACGAUCUGAGCGCCAUGUCGGAUGAUUCAGCCUUGGUUCCAAAUUAUGGUCGGCGUGAACGCGCAGCAGAGAUCGCAAGCACCUUCGAUAGUGCAGAUCCUCAAAUCAAAAACGCACUCAAGGCACUUCCAGAUGGCAUGAACGCCCAAGCGGAAAACAACGAAAACAGCCGAAUCAAGUUUUCCAAAGAAACGAAAAAGGAAUCCAAAGUUUUCCAUGCCACCCCAAUCUUUGAUCUUUGUAUGGAUCUUCCCCACCCGGCAGCGGACGCAUCCUGCGCUCCGGCGUCCCUUAUUGGUGCUCCUUCGAGUAAUGAUAAGGACGUGAAGAUCCAGAGCGAAAUCCAGGACUGCAUGAAGGAAAUUACUUGCAUGGCUUUUCCAGAUUACGACACUGCGAUAUUGGCACAAGAUGAUGAUAGUGAACCCAGGAGUACGCCUCGGUAUGCCCUGACAAUAUUGGAAGUUCCCGGCUUUCAGUACCACACGUUUUCUCUGCAUCUCAAGUCUGGCGCCUUGGUUUUAGCUCACGUACGGAGAUAUUUGCCACCGCACAAAGAAGCGACCUUUCGCCACGACAUAGGCCGUCGUCUGUGUCGAGCAAUGGUUGUUUUAACUAGGUAUCCAGGUGGGGACGAUAUGUAUCUUACCAUUCUGAAAACUUUGGAUGCCGUCGCAUCUCAACACCAUUCCCGGCGCAGCCUGCAUGUAACUCGACCUCAAAAGUGGUUUUUGCACAAUUUGUAUCAGAAGCAUCAGCGCCUCUGCGCGCAUUAUGCGGCAAACAACGAAGAACGACGAGGUGGCCCUCAUAUUAUCACUCUUCAGGGACUGGAAUUCGCCGAUUGCAUGGAGUUUUAUUCAGCAGUUGAUACUACUCAUUUCUUCUUGCCCAACAACCUUCUUCAUGAUCCUGUGGUUCCGGGUUUCCAUGCGUCUUACCACGACAGCGUGCUACCUCUGAUUCGGUGUUUGGGUGUGGUGAACUCAUUGAGACUGCUCUCUGCUCUAUUGAGCGAACGUCGCGUUAUAAUGGUAUCUGUGAGCCCCACACGGCUCGAUAGAAACGUCCGAGCAGCGAUUGCUAUGCUGGCACAGGGAAUGUUGAACUGGCCACACCAAUGCAUUCCGGUGCUUCCCCCAGAUCUCUGGUCCAAACUCAAGUCGCCCUCGCCAUACAUUAUGGGUGUACAGGCAUCUCUGGCAUACAGACUGGAACUCACAGAUCAGCUGGGAGAUGUAGCUGUCUUCAAUUUGGACGAAAACACAAUCACAGCAAUGGGCGAACAGAAGCUUGCAAAACUUAUCCCAGACCUCUGUAGGAGUUUGUCGGAAACAAUGCUGCAGAAGAGGAGGAUUGCUUUGCCCGAGAACGUUGCGACCGAAAAAGACAUGACUGCGAUGGCUAUUUUGAACAGCACGUCAGAUUUCCUAGCGCAAGAUCUCGUGGAGAUCAUGAAGUCUGACAAACAGACCAUGAACGGUACCGCUGUUGCAGCAAAGCACGUAGCAAAGACCGCGAAAAAAGCCGUGAAAUCGACACUGAAGUACCUUUUAGGAAGUGGGGAAAAGGAGGAAGGGGAAGAAGCGCCGGAUGUGAAAAAAUCAAAGAAAGAGAAACGCACGGAACCUGACGCUGUCUUUAUCGAGGGCUGCCGCAACGAAGCCGCCGAAGAAGCUGUACGCUUGGCAUUUGUCAGUUUUUUUGUCCGUAUUCUUGGAAAUGUCGAAGGCUAUGCAAUCCAAACGGAAGACUCGGAAUACGAGUUCGACAGAGACUUCUUUUUGCAGCAAAGAAAGGAGAGAGGGGAUGGCCAGGGAUCCCCGAUGUGGACACUGCUAUUACACUUUUGUGAGACCCGAAUAGUCCGAGAUUUUGUGCGACUCCGAGAGGAGCACAUUCGCAAACGACAACCAAUUCCCAUGGACGCUCCUCUCUUUUGGCAAUGUAUUGAUUUUCUGGAAGUGAAGAAUAUUGACUUUGGCAUUCUCAACGUUAGAAGUGUUGCAAGAAUGAUGCUGCAGAAGUCGUCUGUUCACCAGAUGCUUCCAUCAAAUGUCCGGAGACUUGCCAUGGCUUUGACAUCGAAGAGAAAGUUCGAAGGACAUUUGGACGAUGCCGUGGCAGACCUCGCAGAGCUUUCACGAGAGUCGUGCUCGGCUCUUUAUGACGUGAUGUCUGUCGUUUGGCUCCGCGCUCGGAAUUCCAAGGGUUUGCAAUGGGUUCAUGGGUAUCAGGCGAUGCGAGUGCUGAAAGCAGUGCUUCUCCAUGGUCCACUCGCAGCCGUGGCAGACGCGACGGAUGGUUUGCACACGAUCCGCACACUUGCGUACCGAAAAUCCCAGGGCUGCGAACAAAUCCAAGCCGAGGCAAUGGAAAUCUACAACUUGCUCGCCGAUAGAUCGAGGCUGUUCUUGCGAAGAGGUGUUGCCGCGGAACAACGACGACAUUUUCGCGACCCAGACGAGCUACCGCUGGUCCGCGAUACACGGCUCAAUCUCAAAUCACCUUUCAAGGAAAUGCAUGCUAUAAUGAAUCCAAGCCUUCGUCCCCCAGAGCCGCAGCGAAGGCGAGCAUCUCUCUCCUCUCGUCGCGCUUCUCUAUCAAAUCGACUUCCGCAUCGUUUGAGUAUCACGAAGCACAUGAUGGCGCUCGAGCCCAUGGAUGGUUCCAUGUCGAGCUUUCCACAGAAUGUGCUACCGAUGGAUCGACAUGCGAAUCGACACAACGAGUUCCUACAAGACCCGAUGCAGAGAAACCCCGAGAGCGUUGCUGGUUCAGUCUCUGGAGAAUUCGCCUCUGCACGUCGCUACGUACGUGAAAUCGCCCGAAAGACUCAGGAAGAAGAAAAGGAGCGCACUCGGGAAGAUGUCCGCCGCCGCGAUUCCAAUGCCAUGGGAGUGGAGCUCUUGAAGAAGCAGUUCAUGCUGUUGAAGGUGGCCAUUUACCUCGGUCCAGUGUUUUACAUCUUUGGAAAUCACGAGCACUUCUUGACUGUGGUAAUGUUUGUUUGGUUAUCGCAGCAGCUCCAGGUCUUCCGCGCCCCCAUUGACAGUGGAACGUAUUAGCCAAGAGCCAAGUUGGACGAGAGAAGGACGCUUCUGUGACAGAAGACCACUACUUGUGCUGAUGUACUGUAUUGAUAAUUGCAUGGGUGCCCUGACAACGAGAACUGGUAGUCGUGACUGAAUCGUCCUUUAAAUCUGAAUCGUCCCUUUAAAAAUCGUCUCAUAUAUCUGAAAUCGUCCCUUAAAUCAUCCUUUAAGCCCAAAGUCAUCCCUUCUUUGGGACGAUUUAGGGGACGACUCCAAUCGUCCCA
This is a messenger RNA of Seminavis robusta, 4810 nucleotides long. The record is from the annotation of a GenBank genome assembly. NCBI's taxonomy places the organism in Eukaryota, Bacillariophyta, Bacillariophyceae, Naviculales, Naviculaceae.